Messenger RNA from Diatraea saccharalis (sugarcane borer), 2138 nucleotides. Lineage: Eukaryota; Metazoa; Arthropoda; Insecta; Lepidoptera; Crambidae. The record is from the annotation of a GenBank genome assembly.
GAUUGUCAAAAACAUCUAAAACGGCGAUGAACGUUUCAUGGUGAAUAUUAAUUCAAUAAUAUUUGUAUAAAGCUACAAUGUCGUUCUUAAGCCUAGACAAUUCUUACAAUAGAUUUGAUAACACAUAUGAAGACUUGUCAUUGAGCAACUGUGGCAAGAAGGACGACAGCAUCUGUAGUCAGUUAGCCGAUUUUGAAAAACUUCGCAUAUCUGCUCUAACAAAAGCCGCAGUAAUAAGUCCACUCAUAAAAGAAGUGACUAUAGGACCCAAUAGUCCAGUUAAAAAGCAACAGAAUGUGGAAGAGAAACCAAAGCCUCAGAAAAAUCACGAAGACGUAUUUGAAGACUUGUGUAAAGAAGAUCUGCGGUACACACUACUAAGAAAAAAAUAUGAUAUGAAACUCCAAGAAAGCACAGAAGAGUUAUUUAAAGAUCUCAUUGAAAAAAUGAUUGCAAAUCGAGCUGAAGUGAUGACCAAGUAUUGGAAAAAACAAAGUGAAGAAUCUGAAAUUAGAGCUCUGGAAUAUAGGAAGCGUAAAUUAUUACUUUUAAAAGGACUCAAAGACAAUGACAACCUUUCUGUGCUAGAAAAAGCAAAAUAUGACGAGCAACAAAGUCAAAUUAAAAAUCAACAGACCAUUGAAAACAUGAACAGAAUCUUGGAAGAACAAAAUAAAGCUACUGCACGCUUUGCAGCCAUCACAGACAGUCAUACUAAAGUGUGCAUUUGUUACAAUGAAUUGACAAACCUUUUACAUAGUGACCCAAUUUCAAAGGGUGUUUACGAUAUGUAUUUGUCGUCCAUCAACACAGUUAUGGGAAAUAUUCAAAUGAUCAUGGAAUAUUGUAAAACAGGAGUUAUUACUGAUAAAGAAGUCAAACAGUCUGAAAUAUUGGCCUUGAAUUUAGAAAACAUUAGAAAAAAGAUUAUCAAUGAAAUAGAUGACUUAAAGCAACAAGAACUGAAACAAAAAGAAAAGCAGCAGGAAGAGGCUAAAAAGAAAGAAUUACAAGAAAAGCUUGAACUUGAAAUGAAAAAACAACAAGCAGCUAUAGCCGUUGAAACUCAAAACAAACAGGAUAAACUUAAUAAACCAAUGUUUUACUCCUCUAAAAACUAUAAUUAUUAUUUAGAACUUAAGUCUUUCCUUGAAAACUAUGAAAGUCAGUACAAGGACCUGUUGGAUAAUGCCAACUUAAAGAAAUUUAGAUUUGAUUGUCAAAAGGCUGUUAAUACUCCAGUCAAUGCAUUGUCAUCUGUCAGUGGAAUGCAUAUGAGGGAUAAAUAUGAUAAAUUGUCAAAAUUGCUAAAAGGAGAAAGAGUUCAAGUGCUAGAUACUUUUGUAAUUGCAAACCAACAUCCGCAAGGACUGUAUUAUUGUACUGCUUUACUAGCAAAGAAAAUUGUGAGGCAAGGUGAUCUUUUGGUGUCCAGUAACCCGGAGGCGGCAUUUCCACUUGCAGCCGUAGCUGUUGCACUAUGGUCUCAAUUUCCUACAUUUGGUAAACUCCUUGAGGCGAAUUUUCAUAAACAAUGUCCAUAUUUAGUGCCAAUGUUCUUGCCUCAAAAAGAAGGACAAACUGAUAUGGAAUUUUAUUUAUCAAGAGGCUAUACAUACAAUGAUGAGGGAGUGGUAGAGAAACAGGACAAAUUCCUCAGGAGAAUGUCUGGAAUAUUUAGGCUUCAAUGUGCUAUUUGGAUAACUAAGAGCCCACAAUUUCUGAACACUUCAAAUCCUCAUGGCCUUAGAUAUGGCUGGCAAUGGCUGGCGUCAUUCAUUAAUUUAAGACCUGAACCAGACAUAAGUGCCACUUUGUUGCAUGAUUUCUUCACUGUCUGCGGAUCUGAAUUUUUUAAACACUAUGGCAAACAGUUUACUAAGAUAAUAAAAUUGAUAAGUAUAGAUUAUCUUAAAAUACUAGAAAAUAUUGAUGAAGGUGGUCCCAAAACAAGACUUGAAGUAUUCUUACAGAAUACCUUAAAAUCUGGUCAAAUACCUCCACCCAGUGGAUUGUUACCACCUAGUACUUGGUGAAUAGAAACAGAAAUAAAAUUUAAUGAAAUCAUUUUUAUGAACUGUAUGUAAUAUAAGAGUAAUCUGACAUUUUUUAAGUAAAUGUAAAAUUAUAUUGGCAUG